Messenger RNA from Mycena citricolor, 3359 nucleotides. NCBI's taxonomy places the organism in Eukaryota, Fungi, Basidiomycota, Agaricomycetes, Agaricales, Mycenaceae. The record is from the annotation of a GenBank genome assembly.
CGGCACUCAACUUGCGUAGAACUAUGUACGCCACCCGCGUGCGGCGAAAGAUUGUUCUGCCUAACAAAGCUUACCCAUCCGCUGACGAAUUCCGUCCGGGGAUGACGCUAUCAUCUCAAGCGAGUCCUGAGCCUUAUAAGAAAGGACAGAGGAUUACGAUACGAGUACAUCCUCUUCAUCUUUCAAUCACACAGAACGAUCUCACAUGGCCGCCCCAGUCGUCCCCAAUUUCGCCGACACUCGGCUAACAUUCGUGACCGAUCCAAUUGAUGGCAAGCGGGCAUACCAGAGCAUCAACGCAUCCUCGGAGACGGGCCAGCCAAUUACCAAUGUUGCCUUCAAGGAGCAUGCGGUGAAGAUCGAGAACAUCCGAGGCAGAGAAGCGGACGUGUCCCUGGAUCGUACCGGUUUCCAAUUCUUUCGCGAGCCCACCAAAUUUCAAGAUUACUCGGAUGAUACUGCAAUCGAGCGGGAGUACUAUCCAGAGAGCAUUGAGCUCAUGAAGCGCCUCACUGGAGCCAGCAGAGUGGUACUAUUCGAUCACACUAUCCGUCGCCGCCGGCCGACCGAAUUCGACGACGCACCGAACAAGCGCCAGCCCGUGUCCCAGGCGCAUGUGGAUCAAACCAACUCAUCCGCCGUCUCUCGUGUCCACCGCCAUCUGCCGCCUGAAGACGCUCCUGCCCUCCUGAAAGGCCGCUUCCAGGUAGUCAAUAUGUGGCGCCCGAUAAACCAUAUCGCCCUCGACUGGCCUCUAGCUCUGUGCGACUUUCGGACGGUAGAUGUGGAGAAGGACCUGCUCGCAAUCGCUUUGGUCUAUCCCGAUCGCGAAGGCGAGACGUACGGCGUGAAGUACAACGAGAAUCAGAGAUGGGUAUAUCUGCGUGGGAUGGAUCCAGACGAGGUUGCCCUUAUCAAAUGCUUUGAUUCUCAACAAGACGGGUCCGUCGCGUUGCUCACGCCUCACACAGCUUUCAGCGAUCCAACAACACCUGCUGAUGCUCCACUGAGAGAAUCCAUCGAACUCCGUUUCCUUGUAUUCUAUGAUUAGUUCCAUGUAGUUUGCUCAAAACAACAUGCUCUGCUUCCGUCCCCGAAUGGUCCGAUCAUAGCCAUACUAUCCCAAUUUGGAGUUGGAUCAUCCAUGUAUAUGAACCCUGCUCGGUUCCAUUGUGUCUCCCUUUCCCACUGCCCACUACCAUGUCAAGGUGCUUCCCAUUGAGAUUUUUACUCGAUCAGCGACAACCGCAUAGCUCAUGGAGCGCUGGCGUUCAAUUACAAUAGAAUCCUCGUACUCGUACAGCUGAUGAAGGGACCAGUGGCAAGCAUACAUAGUGAGUGUGUGUGUGUGUGAGUAGUGAGUAUGUAAAUCCCGUUGAUGAUAGUUCUCUAGUCGUACAUGAUGCGGUGAGUCGUACAUGAUGUGAUGAAAACGAGCGGAGGAGUGGUACAUGGUUUGGAGCGUGACUCACAUUAGCCAAAGAGCAUCGACAGGGCCUCCUUCGCAUUGGUUCUCUCGAGCAAAGCGUUCAAGUUCCUUGUGACGGUGCCUGCGCCUGUUCUCACUUCCUCGCGGUCUUUCUCACCAACCUUGGACAAGACCUUCUGGUUGAAGUGAUCUUCGUGCCACUUGCGCAACUGCUGCCGAAUCCUAUCCUUAGUGCUCUUCUCGGGGUCCGGGUAAUGCGGCGACAGGAUAUAUGCGUCGACUGCGGAGCCCGUGAUAUCGUCCGGCUCGUUCGGUCUCCUGAACAUAGGCCACGGAAGCAUCUCCCAACCAACUUCGCUGCUAGAAUUGAUUCGGGCCCACUGCUGCUCGUGCAUCUGGUAUACCCGAGCUGCCUCCUCCUUGCUCAGCUUCCCAGCCUUCUGUUCCUUGGCGAGUCGCUCUCGUUCGAGCUGCUCUUGAAGUUUACGGAACUGGGCAUCGGCUUGCUCGCGCUGUCGACGUGCCCAUUCUUCCGCGUUCGGUUGAGGUGUGCUCGUCUUGGGGGCCGAGGUUGGGGCAGGAGCCGGCUUGGUCUUGCUGGGCGUCGGCGUCGAAUUAGAACUGGCAUUGGUCCAGGAUGAGCCGGACCACGUGCUGCUGCGAGUUGAGGAAGAAGCAUUCGACGAGGAAGGACUGGUUGGACUCGCACUGGCACCGGCUCGGGCCCAGCUGUGAUAGCUCCAGUCCGAGUUGGGAUCGAUCCCAGUGCUGUUGGUGCGUUUGCGUUCCUCUGCCCUGCGCCUGAUCUCAGCCUCGCGCUGUCUAAAUGCCUGCUGUUCCUCAGCCUUCUGUCUCUCUUUCUCUCGCUCCUUCUCCCUCAGCUUGCGCUCCUGCUCUUCGCGCUGCCGAGCGAUUUCUUCCCGUUCGAAGCGUUUGUAUUCCUCUCUCUGCAGUCGCUGCUGUUCAGCUCGAUCGCGUCGUUCGGCUUCAUCCCGGGCACGUUUCUCCUCUUCAUCUCUCUGUCGUUGCUCGGAUUCUUCACGUCUCUGCUUUUCUUCUUGUUCCCAGCGAGAUUGCUCUUCAAGCCGACGACGGUCCUCCUCUUCAUGCUUCUUCCUACGUGCUUCGCGAGCAGCUUCUUCUUUGGCAUCUUCCUCCUUCUUACGUUGUUGGGCCUCAGCCUCAGCCUUGGCUCGCUGCUCAGCCUCUUCUUUGGCCUUGCGCUCGGUUUCUUGUUUGUCAAGGAGCAGGGCCUGCUCUCUGGCUCGCAGCUCAGCCUCCGCUUUGGAACGCUGCUCAGCCGCCUUCUUCUCAGCCGCCUUCCUUUCUGCUUCUUCUUUUCUUCUCUGAGCAUCCUCUUUCUUUCUCUGAGCCUCCUCUUUCUUUCUCCUCUCAGCCUCUUUCUUCACCCUCACUUCCUCCUCUUUCCUCCUCUUCUCCAACUCUUUCUUCACUCUUUCUGCCUCUCUCUUCGUUUCUUCUUCUCUCCUUCUAACCUCCUCCUCACGCUUUCUCAACUCGUCCUCCUUAGCUCUGACCCCUCGUAGGAUCUCCUCCGUUUCCUCGGUCUUUCGCGCAAGUUCUGCCUCCUUCUCUUUCGUUGCUUUCUCUAUCUCAGCCAACUCGUCGGCUUUCCGCUGGGCCUCGUCGGCUUUCCGUUGGGCCUCGGCCUCGAGCUGUUUCGCUGCCUGUUCCGCUUCGAAAAUUCGCUGCUUUUCCUUCUCGACCUCUUCAUCGGCACGAGAUGAGCCGAAAGAGCCGAAAGAACUGGGGCCCGCAGGAGAUGUCCCCGGAGCGACAUGUGGCUCGCGUGAUACGACGAGAUAACGGGACAGAUCUCCAGCACUGUAGGCGAGUUCCUCGGGGGAGGCCGAACGAGCUCGACCGGGAAUGGGCAUCGCAGGCGAGUUUGAGCUGAAGGAGGGCGCAG